UAUGGAUUCUUCAUAAGAUUAAUCAAAUCCAAUGGAUUCUAAUUAAGAUCAAAAUAACUAAACUUAAGAAGAAGUGGAACACUUAUAGAAUGAAAGCAAUGUGAAUCAUACAAAUAAUAACUAAAAUAAGGAAAUAUUAGAUGAGGCCCAAGUUCAGCAUAAUAGUCCAAAAGACAAAUAAAAUUAGUUUAAAUAAGAAACAGAAUAACAAUCCUAAAUUCUAAAUAUAAAUAAAGAAGAAGAUGAAAACUUAAAACAUAUACAUUCUAUUCCUUUAGAUCAAAAUAACAAUAAAUAAAAUGAAAGUUAAAAAGAUAAUUUAGAACAUGAUAAUAAUAAUUCAUAAUUUGUUGAAUCUGUAUAUGAAACAAUUCCAUAAUCUAAUGAGAAAUAAGAAUAGCAAGAAAAAGUAGAUAAUUCUGUUGUAGACUAAUCUCAAUUUGAAAUAUUGGAUAAAUCUAAUACUCAAUAAUAAAAUUAAUAGGAAACAAUUUAAAAUGAACAGUAAUUUGAUAAUCAACUCAAUUAAGCUUUAAAUAUAUCAAAAGAUGAAUAAAAUUAAUAAGAACCAGAAUUAAUUUAACCUACACUUCAUUUAUAUUAAUAAACUAAUAUAUAAAAGGAAGUUAUAUAAGAAGAAGAAAAACAAGUAGAAGAUGGAUUUAUUGUUGAUGAAACAAUUGAAAGUUUAUCUACUAAUAAUGUAUAAAAUUCUUAAGUUAACAAUACACCACCAAAAGUAGUAGAAUUAGAUUAAAAAUCAUAACUUGUUAUUUAAUUCUAAAAAUCUCUAGAUGAAGCAACAUUUCUAAAAAAUUAAGGAAAUUAAUGGUUUUAGUAAAAGAAUUAUGGCAGAGCUAUUGAGUAAUAUAAUCUAUCUUUAGGAUUAUGUGAUCCAUAUUAUUUAAUGUAAUGUCCAGAAGAAUAACUUUAACAAUUUAAGAAAUUAAGAAUAAAUUUACUAUCUAAUUUAAGUGCUUGUUUUUUAAAUCUAGGUGAUUCUAAUUCUUGUAUCACUCAUGCUAAUAUUGUAGAUAUUAUUUUAAUUAAUAGGCAAUUCAACUUGAUCCUUAAAAUUAAAAGGUUUGGUAUAGAAGAGCUUUGGCAUAUUAAUAAAAAUAAGAUUAUGAAGAAGCAUGGAGAGAUAUUGAUUAAGCUUGGAAUUUAGUAAAACAUACUACUUAAAAUUAAGAAAUAUUUGAAAAAAGAAAAGAAAUUAGAGAAUUAUUAAAAUAAUCAAAUAAAGAAAGAGCAUAACUUUAUUAAACUAUGUUGAGUAAUAAUUAAGAAUAAAAUGAGGGUAAAACUUUAAAUAAUUAAUCUAAAACAAAUGAAUCUAAAUUAGCAGUUAGUGAAAUCUAAUAGAAAUAAUAGACAAAUGAAAAUAAUUAAAUAAUUAAUUUUAGAUUUUCUGAUAUUAUUUGGAAAACUACAGCAUCAGCAGUUCUUGCUUCUUCAAUGACUAAAUUUAUAUUGGAAGAAAAACUAGAUACAAAGAUGGGUUUGAUUGAGACAUUGGUAUUGGGUUCUACUACUGCAUCAUGUUUUAUUGCAGAAAAGCAGUGGUAAAAACUUAGUUUUGCAACUGUAACAGCUGGAUUUUUAGCUUUUGUUUUAUAUAAGAAAUCAACUAAAUGAGUU
This is a messenger RNA of Paramecium pentaurelia, 1641 nucleotides long. The record is from the annotation of a GenBank genome assembly. Lineage: Eukaryota; Ciliophora; Oligohymenophorea; Peniculida; Parameciidae.